Molecule: messenger RNA, 1383 nt
Organism: Emys orbicularis (European pond turtle)
Lineage: Eukaryota; Metazoa; Chordata; Testudines; Emydidae
Gene: RAD9A
Product: RAD9 checkpoint clamp component A
Exons: 11
Coding region: 37-1221 (394 amino acids)
Biological process (GO): cellular response to ionizing radiation; DNA repair; mitotic intra-S DNA damage checkpoint signaling
Cellular component (GO): checkpoint clamp complex
Source: RefSeq, a predicted model, not a curated record
AGAGUGAGGAGAGCCCAGCUGCAUCACUCUGUGGCCAUGAGGUGCCUUGUUACCGGGGGCAAUAUCAAAGUCCUAGGGAAGGCCGUGCACUCUCUGUCCCGCAUCGGAGACGAGCUCUACGUAGAGCCCACAGAGGAUGGGCUCUCCCUGCGUGCUGUGAACUCUUCCCGCUCAGCCUACACCUGCUUCCUGUUCGCCCCGCUCUUCUUCCAGCUUUACGAGGAGGGGAGCCCGGACCCUGAUGGGGAGACUUUCCGCUGCAAGGUCCUCAUGAAGUCCUUCCUGGGCGUGUUCCGCUCACUGCCCUCCCUAGAGAAGAUGGUGGAGAAGUGUCUGAUUUCCCUGAACCCCCGGGCCAGCCGGCUGGUCGUGCAGCUGCACUGCAAGUACGGAGUCACCAAGACCCACAACCUGUCAUUCCAAGAGUGCGAAUUGCUACAGGCUGUUUUCGACAAGGAGCUGUGCGCCAACAUGCUGCGCGCCCCUGCCCGGGUGCUGGUGGACGCUGUGGUCCAUUUCCCGGUGACGCUGGCCGAGGUGACGCUGGGGGUCAGCCCUGCUGGGAAGGUGAGCUUCCGCAAUUACCUGGAUGAGGAGACAGAGCCGAGCAGGACAAUGGUGACCGAGCUGUGCCUCUCCGAGGACGAGUUCCAGGACGUCCAGGUGCAGCAGCAGUCCCAUGUCACCUUCUGCCUCAAGGAGUUCCGGGGUCUCCUGAGCUUCGCCGAGUCCUCCAACCUGCCCCUCAACAUCCACUUCGACUCCCCUGGCAGGCCGGCUAUCUUCACUCUGUCGGACCCCCUGCUGGAAGUGCACCUGGUUCUAGCCACCCUGUCAGACCCCAACAGCAGCUCACAAGUCCGCUCCACAACCUUGCAGGCCCGGCCAGCCAAUGGUGCCUUUCCCACGGCUACCCUUGAUGAUGACUUCAUGGGUGAUGACAUUGAUUCCUACAUGAUUGCCAUGGAGACCACAUGUGAGGAGGGGCCAGGGCUGCCCUCCAGCCCCACCUUUCCCCAGAGAUGCCCCCAUCCGGGCGCUGCCCUGGAGUCAGAGAGCAGCACCAUGGAGAGCGACCUGGAGGGGGCUGUGCCAGGGACACCCCCACAGAAAAAGUUCCGUUCCUUGUUCUUUGGGUCGGUGCUGACCCAGUCUCAGGCUGGGACCCAUCCAGGGCCCAGCCAGGAUGUGCUGGUCGAGGACAGCGAGGGAGAGUCCUGAGAGAUCACCUUCUGCAGCCUGGCUCCAAGCCCCCUCCCCCCCAAAAAGCAAGGAGCCUGCGUGGAGAAGCUGGACUUUACAACCCCAUCACCUCUGCUGGAGCAGGGCAGGAAGACAGGGCAGGGCUGCUGCUUCCAAGCCACUGUGAAUAGACAUGGCCCU